Protopolystoma xenopodis is the source of this 396-nucleotide messenger RNA. The record is from the annotation of a GenBank genome assembly. NCBI's taxonomy places the organism in Eukaryota, Metazoa, Platyhelminthes, Monogenea, Polystomatidea, Polystomatidae.
AUGCGUAUGGUCCCUACUGGCGUUGCCAUGGUGAUCAACUACGACCUUCCUACUUGUGCAGACGAUUACAUCCAUCGUGUCGGACGUACCGGGCGUGCAGGUCAGCUGGGUGGUUGGGGUGCCAACAGAAUUGGCUUUGGUCAUGCCAUCAGUCUCUGGACCAAUGCUGAUUUGCCCUACUUAGCUCCCAUUAUUGUCUGUUUGAGGCACAGUGGUGCAGCCGCGUGCUCCGAAACUGAAUUGGUUCGUCUCGAAAGUUUGGUCGAUAGCUGGAAGGCCAGGAGACAGGCUUCUAUCCUCUCCGGAAGGACAAAUGCAAAAUAUGGGCAGAUCAUGCAAACGAGACGCUUCAACCGAAACCUCAAACCUGGUGGUCUAGAGCAUUAUGAGGACUAG